CCCAUCACUAUUCUGAAGCACCGCAUGCCCGCAUACCAGCAAAGCUCUCUCUCUUUCUCUCUCUCUCUCUCUCUCUGUAUAUCUCUUUUCCCUUUUCUGCUUGCAUUUCUCAAUCUAUUUUAUGUUUUUUUUUGCUCUGUAUAUCAAGGCCAAUUUCGCCAGCUUUGCUCCGCUCUCCCAUGGUGUCUUUGUGUGUUUGCAGAUAUCUUUCAUUUUUUUCUGUAUUGAUUUCUCCUUGUUCUUGAGUUUAUCGAGCUUGGAGGUUUUUCCUUUUGUUACUAAUUUGCGAAAUUGCUUACCUGUAAUGUUUAUGGCUGGACGAGCAUUGAAUUGCGGUUAGUUACUGAAUCUAACAAAGUGGUUUCACUCUAAGAAUUGCGAAUUUGUUAUGGGACUGACUGUAUCAUAAGCAAUGUGAUGUUAUCGGAAAUGCAUUUCAGUGUUCUAUACGUACUUUCUGCAUUUACGAGGCAAACAUAUUGUUCUCAACUUAGGGAAGGAUGUGCAAAAUCACCUCUCAUGACUUCUUUUAAGAUCAGCUCUGUCACAAUUUCUUCUGGUUUGUUAUUCAAUUCAAUGAGCAUCCUCAGUAUCCUUAACUUUAUAGCAUUUUGUCUGCUUUGUCUAAUAUGAGGGAAGUGCUUAUUUAACUCAUAAGAUUCUGAUUUCAUUCUAUUUCUGGUGGGGCAGGGAAGUGACUUGCAUGGAAUGCUGUAUCUUUGAUAUGAAGAUUGGGCAGGUCAAUGCAGAUAGUUGAUGUGCUUGCAUUUUACUAAAAUGAAGAAUAGACAGGAUUCACAAAAAGCACCGAAGAAACUGCCAUCAAGACAAACUUCUCAUGACUCUCAAAAUGAUCAACAAAAUAAUACAACAGAGACUCCUGUAGCAGAUGCAGGAUCAGUUUCUGCAUCGGGCAAUGGGAACAGGAAGAUUUCACGUGAAGAUAUUGAGCUAGUACAGAACUUGAUCGAGAGGUGUUUGCAGUUGUAUAUGAAUAGAGAUGAAGUAGUUAAAACACUUUUGAAUCGUGCAAAGAUAGCUCCUGCAUUUACAACCCUAGUGUGGCGAAAGUUGGAAGAACAAAAUGCUGAUUUUUUUCGAUCCUACUACAUAAGAUUGAAGCUGAAGAAACAAAUCCUGUUGUUCAAUCAGUUGCUCGAGCAACAGUAUGUCCUAACGAAACAUAACCACAUAGUUCCGCUGGCUCCUUUGCAGAAUAGAAUUAAUUGCAUGCCAGUCAACAAUUUACCCAUGGGAUAUCCAGUCCUGCAGCAGCCUCCAAUUCCAGCUGCAGGUCAUCUUCAUCUUGAUUCAAUGACCAUUUCUAGCUUCCAUGUGGUCAAUGGGGUGCCUGCACCGUGCAACUACUAUCCAGUGCAGAUGAAUUCUGGAAACGAUAUGGUGAUAGAAACCAGUGCAUCAGAUAUGGCAGUAGCUGUUCCACAUAGCAAUGCUUAUUCAUCUAUGGCAGAUAUGCCUAUAAGCCCAGCAUCAGUGGCUUCCAGUGGUCAUUUCCCCUUUACUGGAUCAGAGAUACUUGAGAUGGGAGUAGAUACAUCUGCCCUUGACACAGCAUUUCCAUCUCAUUUUGCAAACUCAGCAGGGUUGCAACUCCCCUCAGAUAAUUGUGCUGGAAAUUCUCUAUCCUCGGGUCAGUUUCCUUGGAUGUUCAGUUUUUCAGACCUAACAGAAGACUUGCCAAACUUGGAAGCAGAUCUAGGAGAUCUCGGAAAUUACCAUGGCUCAACUUUUUUGCAUUCUGGUUCAGAUAUUCUACUUGAUUCACCCGAGCAAGAGGACUUGGUAGUAGACGAGUUCUUUGUUGAUUUCGGCUCAGGGCCAACAUGUCCUCAAACUGAUGAAGAGAAACCAUAGCUUAUGUUGGUGUUUUCCAGAUUCGUUGAAGUCCUGAAUUCCCAGAGAAAGAGAAAUCAAAACACCAAUCAACAUUACUUGCGGCGGUUAGAUUCUCAGACUUGAUUAUCUGGAAAAAGAUAUUUUUGCCCGGUUAUUUCAGUAGUAUCCAAAUUUUCUUAGUAACACGGCAGUCAAAAACCAUUCAUUGUUUCUAUUUCUAUGCUUUACCAUAGGUAUUGAUUGAAAUCAACUAGAAAUAGCUGAAUGUGCUAAUGCAGUUUUGCUUUCUGCAACUUCUGACAAUAGAUGGUAUAUUUUGCUCUUUUAAUACAAAUACUUGUGGAACAUAAGCCUUGAACAUAAA
Molecule: messenger RNA, 2221 nt
Organism: Ipomoea triloba (trilobed morning glory)
Lineage: Eukaryota; Viridiplantae; Streptophyta; Magnoliopsida; Solanales; Convolvulaceae
Exons: 9
Coding region: 757-1875 (372 amino acids)
Source: RefSeq, a predicted model, not a curated record